GCUACUGCUUUCGCCCGCUUGCCUGCCAGUAGGAACAAUAGGGGCACCACAGAGCUGCGAGUCGCUGCCCUAGCAGUCGCCAUAGACGACACCACCAAUCGAGUUCUGUGUGGGUUCUACAGUGCAAUCUGAUUGCCGCUGGCUCCGUUCGAAUUCGAAGUUCGGUGUUGUGAUUCUGUGUGCAGGUUGUUCGAACAGCGGGGUGAAACUGUGAACCUCCAAAAUGACGACCGUGGUUAACACGGUAGACACCAGCCAUGAAGACAUGAUUCACGACUGUCAGAUGGACUUCUUCGGAACUCGUCUAGCAACAUGUUCGUCGGAUAUGAGCGUCAAGGUAUUUGAUUUGCGUGGAGGAAAUCAGAAGCUCGUCGCCGACCUGCGAGGCCAUGAGGGCCCCGUCUGGCAGAUUUCCUGGGCCCACCCCAUGUUCGGUUCACUUUUGGCGUCAUGUUCAUACGACAGGCGCGUCAUUAUUUGGCGUGAGAACGCUGGUCAGUGGACACAAUGGCACGAAUUUAAGAGUCACGAUAGCUCCGUGAACGCAGUACAGUUUGCCCCUUACGAGUGCGGUCUCAUGUUCGCGGCAGCCAGCUCCGAUGGAAGUGUUUCUAUUCUCAGUAGCGGUAAUAAUGGUGCAACUUGGGACCUCUCUAAAAUCACUGGAGCUCAUCUCAUGGGUGUUAACAGUGUCAGCUGGGCGCCUUAUGUGGCCCCUUGCUCGUUAUUUGAUAACGUGGAUCACCAGAUUGGUGACGCAAAUAGCGACCAUCAAAAUGGCGGAGCACCUGGAAGGCCUUAUAUGAGGCUAGUUACCGGUGGUAGUGAUAACCUCGUAAAAAUCUGGAAAUACAGCGAGGACCAGUCUUCCUGGGUUGAGGAACAGAGUCUGGAAGCCCAUCAAGACUGGGUACGCGAUGUUGCCUGGUGUCCAUCAGCAGCUUUCUCCAACUGUUCUAUGAUUGCCUCCUGUUCGCAGGACCGCACAGUUAUUAUUUGGACUUCCAAUGACGGGAAUAAAACUUGGAAGGGACAGGUACUGAAUACAUUCGACGACGUCAUUUGGCACGUAAGCUGGUCACUGAAUGGCGAUAUGCUGGCAGUGUCUGGUGGAGACAACAAGAUUACCCUUUGGAAGUGCUCGCCUGAUCACAGGUGGAUUUGUAUUUCGGAAGAUGGUGGAAGAAAGAUUCGCGGACAAACACCCCAUCCUGCCGAUCGUACUCUUUAAGUAAUAACAGGCUUUGCACAAUAUUAAUGAUAGUACGAAAAGUGGUUUGUGAUUGAGUAAUUUUCAGUGGAUAGGUACGAAGUUUGCGAACGAAAGGCACCGUAUGCGUAGCUAAUGCUUUUCGGGACGAGGGGGCAGAGAGAAAUAUAAAUUCUUACAAUAGAGGAGUGUAAAAAACAGAUAUGAGUGCUGUUAAGCACUUAGCUGAUAUUCCAAACACUGUGGCACACUCGAACAGUUUGCGAAGUAUAUUGAACUAAUAAUAAAGAUAAUAAUAAUAAUACAACAGUAAUAAACUAUUAUUAUAACAAUACACGUUGCA
Molecule: messenger RNA, 1553 nt
Organism: Varroa destructor (honeybee mite)
Lineage: Eukaryota; Metazoa; Arthropoda; Arachnida; Mesostigmata; Varroidae
Gene: Sec13
Product: nuclear pore and COPII coat complex component secretory 13
Biological process (GO): protein import into nucleus; positive regulation of TOR signaling; COPII-coated vesicle budding
Cellular component (GO): COPII vesicle coat; nuclear pore outer ring
Molecular function (GO): protein binding; structural molecule activity
Source: RefSeq, a predicted model, not a curated record